Boleophthalmus pectinirostris (great blue-spotted mudskipper) is the source of this 7249-nucleotide messenger RNA. RefSeq names its product glutamate receptor, ionotropic, delta 2 (Grid2) interacting protein, a (gene grid2ipa). The record is from RefSeq and is a predicted model, not a curated record. Lineage: Eukaryota; Metazoa; Chordata; Actinopteri; Gobiiformes; Gobiidae. Gene Ontology annotation, molecular function: protein binding. Gene Ontology annotation, biological process: regulation of DNA-templated transcription.
AUUGGUCUUACUUCAACUUUCCCCUGAACUUUUUUAGAGCCUGCACUUUCAGAGGACAUGACACCAAUACCACCAUUUUUAUCAGUUCAGUUUAUCAGGUAAUUGUUAAAAUCUUGCUAAUCUUGCAGUAAUUAAUGUUGCAAAACCAUCAAGCAGAGUUAUUUCUUGUGUUACUGCAUUGUAUGACUUUGACUUUGACCUUGAACAUAUCACAAUCUCUGGUUCUCCAAAGCUGAGGUUAGAGCCGCUAUAAUCAGAGCAGUGUCCCUGGUACAACCCGUUUCUGGGUCACUCCUCAGCCCUCUGAGAGGGUCCCAUCCGCACAGGCAGCAGAAAGAGAGAGAGGGGAUGGUAUUUAUAGAAAAAUGGGGCUUUGCUGUACCUUUUCUUGCGAACAAACCGUUUCAGGACCAAGUAAGCGUGUCCCAGAUUUGUGAUCAUCAUUUAGCCACAGGGUUGGGACUGAGGUGGAGAGUGGACUGCUUGGCCCACGAUGGAGAGCCAGCCUUUCUGUGGCUCUCCCUUGUCCACAGGCCUUGUCUUCAUCAUAUCUCAGUGAUUUUGAUCAGACUGGAACACAGACCUUUACAAAUGUAACCUGUAGGAUGCAGUUUAUUUGACCGGUGGGUCAGAGGAGUUUGGGGACUGUGAGGCAAAGCUGAGGCGCGGCAGAAAAGUGUCCCAGGGCACACUGCGGUCCCCCACGCUGGGGGGAAGGAAGGCUGGCUGGAACGUGCCCUGCCGCAAGCCGGGCAAGGAUGAGGCGUUUUCUGAGCAGAAAGGGCCGCUUCUCCCUGCGCCAGAGCGUCAAGUCUGGGACCCGUAGUGCCUCCAAAGAUUUUUUUCUGGGCCUCCCUCCAACCAAUCAGAACUGGCCUGAGGCGUUUGGUUUCCGACUGGGUGGCACUGGGCCAAGUUACAUCUUAUCAGUGGUGGAGGGUAGCAGUGCUUACCUGGCAGGCUUACAGCCAGGGGACCAAGUGGUGGAUAUAGAAGGGCAGGAUGUGACCAACCUGAGCACACCAGCGCUCAUCGCUUUGGCUCAGACGCUGAAGACAGUGCCUCCGAGUAUUGGAGUGGUGUCAAGGAUUAAACAGAUUGACAUCAGUCCAGGCCCUGAUGGUCGUUUUGGCUUCACUAUUGUGGGAGACAGCCCCCUCAUGGUAGAGGAGUGUGCACCCACUGGACCAGCUGGUCUCUGUGGUCUCAAAGCUGGAGACUAUGUCCUGGAGGUCAAUGGUAUCCCAGUGAAACACCAUGAAACUGCAGCGGCCAUGAUCAAGGCUGCCCAGGGCCGGCCUCUGCGCCUGGGUGUGCUUAGUAUGGCUCGCCGACCCAAACGCCUCAGCAGCAGCAUGAGAGUUGUGUCUCAGAGUGGAGACAGCGUGAGGGACAGCCGAGCACAUAAAGCCAUGGAGUUUAAUAAGAAGGUGGAGGAGGUGCUGGGAGAGGAGGCAGAUGUGAAGGAGCACCUGUUUGACGUGCUGAAGCAGUACGCGGCCGACAGAGAUGUGGAGAGUUUGGCUGAAGCUCUGCCGGACAUCCUCAUCACAGAGGAGCACCAGCAGCUCAUUGACAGUGUGAGGAUCUUUAUCCCUAAGAAGCACCGGGAACGCUUUGAUGAGGUCGUCUCCCAAAACCUGAUGAGUCGAAUCAAGGGUCGCAGCUUCAGUGACCCCAGCCGCAGCCACCUUCGCCGCAGCCGAAGCGAGGACCACCCAGAGCGCCUCCUAGUUUCAACCCGGGCCAGUUCAGUGCCCCGGACCCACGCAGAGGAAGGUGCGGCCCCUCCCACCAGAGGCGUGAGGAAGACCACCUCUCUCAUCGCUGGACACUCCAGCUCCUCUACAAACUGCAGGACUGUCAGAGUUUGCAAAGGUAACAUGAGUUUUGGCUUCACUCUCCGAGGACAUGCUCCAGUCUGGAUUGACUCCGUCAUUUCUGGAAGUCCAGCUGAUAAGGCAGGUCUGAAACCUGGAGAUCGUAUUCUGUUUCUGAAUGGACUGGACAUGAGGACUUCCUCCCAUGAGAAGGUGGUUUCCAUGCUUCAGGGAAGUGGUGCUAUGCCCACUCUGGUGGUGGAAGAAGGUCCUGCUAACUUUGCCCUGUCAGAGCCAGACUUGGCCGGUGGCAGUGGUCCCACAGAGCGCUCCCGCUCUCCCGCGCUCAGCUCGCUGCAGUGGAUCGCAGAGAUCCUCCCUCCCAGUAUCCGUGUUCAGGGACGCACUUUUGGACAGCAGCUGGAGCACCUUCUGACCAUCCAGGAACGCUACACCAUCUGCAAAGCUCUAGAGAACUUCUUCCAGCACAGGAAUGUGGACACUCUGAUUGUGGACGUCUUCCCAGUGCUGGACACUCCUGCCAAGCAGGUUAUCUGGCAGUUUGUUUACCAGUUGUUGACUUAUGAAGAGCAGGAACACUGCCAAAACAAGAUCUCACGCUUCCUGGGAUACAAAGCCCCAGUCCCCCCUCCUCCCCCUCCCCCUCCUCCUGAGCCUGAGUCUGAGCCAGCCCCUGAGCCUCAGCGGCGCAGCAGCUCCAUGAGAGUGACAGGAAACACCUACAAGAGCAGUGUGAGAGGACGCAGCUCAGAUGACCUGGUCAUUGGCACUCACCUGGGAAUGGGCAUGCGUGCCGAGCCAGUGCCCGAGACGGGCAUGAGGCUGGCUCCAGGGGAAAGACAGUCGGGUGAUGGGACUUCUCUUCCUGAGACCCCCAACAACCUCACCAAUUUAUCUGCUGUGUAUGCUGAACUAGAGAAUAUGUACUCAUCUAAGAGGUCCAAGUCUUUGAAAAGCCGCCCUCCUCCAGCACCAGAGAGUGUGCUAGAACUGGACCGUCAGUCCUGCACAGCAUCUCCUCUGAGCCAUGCCAACACAGGAAGCGCCCCACCACCCUCUUCUUGGUCUGAGCCUCUGUCCAGUUCCCCUCCUCAUUUCUAUCCCGGGGGAUUAACCAGUCAGCCCAGUGCUGAGUCCAACCCUUACAUUAGUCUGGAUAGCCCCCUGCCAUCACCUCCAGAACCCAAUGACUUCCCAUCCAGUCCCCCUCCACAACGACACAACAAGAGGCGCUACACUUUCUCCAAGCCCCCCCGCUCUGAGGAUACUGACCGCUUCCUGGAUGCUCUUAGUGAACAGCUGGGACAAAAGGUGGCCAUUGUUGAUGACUUCCUGAACCCUGACAAUGACUAUGAAGAGGAUGUUGUGCAGAUGGGAUUUCCAGAUGAGGAGGAAGAUGAAGAUGUCAAUGAAGAGGUGGGAGGUGAAGAGGAGGAAAAUGGUGGCUUUGUGGCUCCAGAGAUGAGCAGCCCCAGUGACGUUCAGAGCAGCAGCGGUGAAGAGCACAUGUCCUCUCUCACCUACUCCUCCUCCUCUGACCAGAUCCCCCCUCCUCCCAUGAGCCCCCCUCCCCCUCCUCCUGUCCAGUUCAACGACCUACCUCCACCACCGCCUCCUCCACCCACACAAUCCCAACGCCACCACCACCCACAACAACAGCAGCCACAGGUGAGCUUCACCCCAGAGCAGUCCCCGAGGUCUUACGUUCCUAUACGUCGCAAAUCGGGUCCACCCCCUCCUCCACCGCCUCGCAGCAACCCCCCACCAAAACGCCACUCUCUUCACAAAGUCCUCCCGACAAGAGAAGAGAUGCAGGCCCGUGCCACCAUCCAGGAGCUAAAAGCUUAUCAAGAACGGCAAGCAUAUGGAGAGCAGCAAUCAUUCAAGAAAAGACAGGAGGGGCAGCAGGCGUAUAAAGAAAGACAGGCAUAUGAAGAACAGAAAGCUUUUGAGGAGCAACAACUUCUUCAAGAGCAGCAGGCCUAUCAAGAGAAAUGUUUCAAGGAGAGGCAAGCCUACGAGCAACAGAAGGAGUAUGAGGAGCAGAAAGCAUAUGAAGAACAACAACAACAACUGUAUCAAGAGAGACAGGCAUAUGAGAGGAGACAGCAAAGGGCGUACGAGAAGGCCUAUCAGGAGCAGAGAGCUUACGAAGAACAACAACAGGCCUAUGAAGAACAACAAAUGCACCAGAUCUACCAGAGCCACCACUCCAUGCCCGCCCAGCCCACACAGAAAGUCCCUUCCCCUCUGCCACUCCAGCAGCUGCACCAGUCUCUGCCUCCCUUGCCCACUCCACCUGAUCCCAUGAUGCAUCGCUCCAACCAUCAGUUCUACAUGAUGCGACAACAGCAGCAGCAGCAGCAGCAGCAGCAGCAGCAGCAGCAGCAGCAGCAGCAGCAGCAGAAUUACCUCAUGCACAGAAGACAGUCCCGCUCCGCACCACCCCCGAACCCGCCAGCCCCUCAGCCCAUGGGACAUCAGCAGAUAGGGCAGGGGCAGUACCAGGAGGGCAUCUACCAAAGCCACCAAGGGCUGAGGGCACCACCGCACCACUCCUCCACAGAGAUGCUUCACCAGAUGCACCCGGCCCAGGCACACCACUCCUCCAUAGAGAUGCUUCACCAGAUGCAGCAGCUAGCCCAAAGCCACCACUCGCCUGCUGAGGUCUUCCAGCAGAUGCAGCACACUCACUAUCCCUCACAAAAUGAGAUUCUUCACCAAAUGCACAAAGCCAAGGUCCACUACUCGUCCGCUGAGCUGCUGCACCAGCCCCACCACUCCUCCACAGAAAUGCUCCACCAGGCCCCACUCAUGCACCACGGGCCACCACACCACGGCUCCACCGAGCUGCUCCACCAACCAGACCCACCCAUGCCCCCCGCCCAUAUAAGCAGGGACAGCCACUCACAUCAGAGCCGACGCAGUAUGAAAGGGCAUCACCAGAGUCAAGCUCCGCCUUCGCAAGUCCAGCAGCAUCCCCAACCCACAAAACCGUCCCCUCAGAGACCUCACUCUAUCCAGCAAACACAUCACCAGAUCCAAAACAUCCGUCACAUGACCCCACAACCUCCGCCCCAAGACUACCCUCAUCAAAUCCACGUCAUUCACCCGCCCCAGCAACAACUAAACAGAACCCAGCCGCUACUUUCCACAUUCCAACCCCUCCAACCGACGCCGCCCCCUCUGCCGCUCUCUACCUUUCAGCCCCUGACCACUCCGAUAGGCCGGCCACAGUCCCAGCCCUCUCAUCACCUGCUCCACUCCCAGCCCCUACCCCCACCCCCUCCUCCGGCUCACCAUCACAAACAACAGCAGCAGCAGCAACAGCCGCAGCAGCAGUUUCACAGUGAUGCUCAACAGCCCCAGUCUCUGCCCCACUCACUAUCCGAUCCAGAGCACCUUGAACCACCUGCACCACCACCCCUACCCCCUCCCUGCUCUCCCCCACCACUGCCCCGGCCCAGUCUGUCCCGGAUGGACUCGCAUCAUCUGAGCGUCAAGAGGCUACGCUGGGAGCAGGUGGAGAACUCCGAGGGAACCAUCUGGGGACAGUUGGGGGCAAGUUCAGAUUAUGAAAAACUGCAUGAUAUGGUAAAGUAUCUUGACCUGGAGCUUCACUUUGGACAACAAAAGAACUCAGCACCAGGCCCAGAGGCAACGACUCAGCCCGAAACCACAAAAAAGAAAGAUGUGAUUGAAAUUUUAUCCCAUAAAAAAGCGUACAAUGUCUCGAUCCUGAUUGCGCACCUGAAGCUGUCCCCUGGAGAGCUACGGCAGGUCCUGCUGCGGAUGACCUCUGACCGUCUGGAGACGUCUCACAUCAAACAGCUGCUCCUGUACGCCCCUGAUGCUGACGAGGUGCACAGGUAUGACGAGUACAGGAAGGAUCCCAGCAAACUCAGCGAGCCUGACCAGUUUGUCCUUCAGAUGUUAUCAGUGCCCGAGUACAAAACACGUCUGCAGUGUCUCCUCUUCAAGAACACUUUGCAGGAGAAGACUGAAGAGCUCAGAGGAGCAUAUGAUUGUAUUUAUAAGGCUUCUAUGGAGCUGAAGACCAGCAAGAAACUUGCUAAGAUACUAGAGUUUGUGUUAGCUAUGGGAAAUUAUCUAAAUAACAGUCAACCUAAACCCAACAAGACAACUGGCUUCAAGAUUAAUUUUCUUACUGAGCUGAGUACCACUAAAACAGUUGAUGGGAAAUCUACAUUUCUGCACAUACUUGUCAAGUCAUUAUGUCAACACUUUCCUGAAGUGUUGGAUUUUUCCAAAGAUCUUACUAUGGUUCCACUUGCAGCGAAAGUCAACCAAAGGAGUCUCACAUCAGACCUGAACGACCUUCAUUCAACUAUCCAGGACAUCCGCACAGCCUGUCAGAAGAUGCCUGCUACUGCUGAGGACCGCUUUGCAGUGGUCAUGAGCAACUUUCUUGAGAACAGUCAUCCAGCUCUACAGUCUCUCGAGUCGUUACAACAGAGAUCUAUGGAAGAGUUUGUCAAAACUGCCUCUUACUUUGGGGAAGAUGGAAAAGCCACCAGCACUGAGGCCUUCUUUGGCAUCUUUGCUGAAUUCAUUUCCAAGUUUGAGAGAGCUCUAAGUGAUCAGCAGGCAGCAGAAAACCCCAAAAGCCCCAGAAGCCCACACAUGACAUCAUCACUGGCCUGGUAGCGCAGCAUUAUGUGGAAAUACAAAUAACCUAUAAGCAAAAAAUAAUAACAACACAAAAUGUGACUUUUUUAAUAUGAACUGUUAGCUGUAAAGGUUUGUUAGAUGUCAAGUCAUAUAGAUCAUAUGUUAGCUAAAUAUGAAAAUUCAAUACUUGCGUUGUUUUUGCGUUAAAUUAUAUUAUGUAGACAUCUAACUCUUAACUAAGCCCAAAUGUUGAUUCAUGAGUUCUUCUGUAUGUGCAAUACAUACAUUAUGUUUCAGUUAUCCAAUGCACAAUGUCAUGAUCUACAUAAAGAGAGUUACUAUUGCUCUUCAUAUAGCAAGAAUCAGUUUAAUUUUAGAUCAAGUCAAGAUAAGUAUUGUAAUGUAUAAUACUGUUAUAUUUUUGUAAGCUUUAAGGACAGACGGAAGUUUGUAAUUUAUUUAUCAUACUGACGGAAAUGUUUGACAGAAUAUAAAGUGAAUUUAUAUACUGAAAGGUUAUGCAAAUACAAUGAUGUUAUUGAUCAUUAAACAUAUUUAAUAUUAAAUUCAUUAUGUAUUACAUUUUAACAUUUAAUUACAGUUUAGAGUUGAAUCGAAAAAACUAAAUAAACAAUUUCUAAUGUUGUUAUUGAAGUAUUACAGACAGUGGGCAGCGUGCAAUAUAGACUUUUGGCUCAUUGUAAAAUAUCCAAUAUGUAUCUACGUACUUGCUUAUCCUUAUGUCAACUCUGACAAAUAAACAAAUGUUUAAAUAA